CAGUAACGUCUUCACUUACAUCGGUCUUAAUUAAUAACAAAGCUUAAUCUUAAUAGAGAGGGAUGCCACCUAGUAACAUCCUCGCUUACGCCGGUCUUCUAACCGUGGCUUUUUAUGUUGCUUAUGGUACUGAUCCAACUCAGCUGCAAGAUUUCUGUGUAGGGGUAAAUAACCCUUCUGAUGGAGUAUUCGUAAAUGGAUUGUUCUGUAAGGAUCCAAUGGCUGUCGAAGUGGAGGAUUUCGUUUUCGAGGGGCUAGACAAGCCCGGAAAUACACGCAACCAGGUAGGUUCGGCAGUUACACGAGUGACUGCAGCAAACCUUCCAGGGCUCAAUACCUUAGGUAUAUCAUUGGCUAGAAUUGACGUCGCACCAUACGGCGUAAAUACUCCCCACCAUCAUCCUCGUGCAACCGAGGUCAUCACCAUUAUUGAAGGUACCUUCUACGCUGGUUUCGUAACCUCCAACCUCCAAAACGGCGAAAACAAGCUAUUCGCCAAGGUGCUUAAAAAAGGAGAUGUUUUCGUAUUUCCUCAAGGACUCAUUCAUUUUGAGACCAAUAUUGGUAAUACUCCCGGUGUAGCCCUUUCUGCAUUUAGCAGCCAAAACCCUGGCGUUGUCACCACUGCUGCUGCCGUGUUUGGCGCUAAGCCGCCUAUCUCCAUUGAUGUUUUAACUAGGGCCUUCCAACUCGAUCCUAGAAUUGUGAGGAACCUUCAGUCUCGCACCUUUGAAUGAGCCCCUAACUCCAGGAGUUUGGAGAAUAUGAAAACUUUCAUUGUCCCUAGAGUAUCUGAUUAUCUAAACUAUAAAUUUGGUGUCUGCCCCUAUCUGGGUAGAUGAUUAAACUAUAUAUCCUAGUGGUUUGAAUAAAUAAAUUGUGAGCUAAAGUUUCCAACAAUGAUGGAAUAUCCUCUUUGCUUCUAAGAAUUACAAUGAUGGAUUUGUUAUGGCAAGUGCCACAUAAUUGCUUGCAAUAUAUACUUACUAGCCUUCAUAUGCACGCGAUGCGU
Molecule: messenger RNA, 1012 nt
Organism: Beta vulgaris subsp. vulgaris (sugar beet)
Lineage: Eukaryota; Viridiplantae; Streptophyta; Magnoliopsida; Caryophyllales; Amaranthaceae
Product: germin-like protein
Exons: 2
Coding region: 63-737 (224 amino acids)
Cellular component (GO): cell wall
Molecular function (GO): manganese ion binding
Source: RefSeq, a predicted model, not a curated record